Aegilops tauschii subsp. strangulata is the source of this 2193-nucleotide messenger RNA. RefSeq lists its product as uncharacterized. Gene Ontology annotation, biological process: protein ubiquitination. The record is from RefSeq and is a predicted model, not a curated record. Lineage: Eukaryota; Viridiplantae; Streptophyta; Magnoliopsida; Poales; Poaceae. Gene Ontology annotation, molecular function: protein binding.
AUGGCGGCGCCGUCGCACAAGACGCGGUCCACGCACAGAUCGGCGUUCGCGCAAGGCACGCACCAGUUUGACAUCGCCGGCUACAGCACGGCGCGGGAGGCGCUCGUCGGAUCCGUCCGGUCCGGCAGCUUCCACGCCGGAGGUUUCAUCUGGACCCUCGUGUGCCGCCUCCACGAUCGCAGCGCGCCGUGCGGCCUCGCGUCCAUCUCCCUGGAGCUAUCCAAGAACGAGACCGACGAGGACGUCGUCGCCAUGGCCAGCCUCCGGAUCGACGAGAGCAGCGGCACCGGCAAGUUCCCGGCCGCCGUGUGGUGCAGCGAUAAGCCCAAGACCUUCGACGCUUGGUCCACGAGCGCUGCCGCCUGGGAGCUCGCCGUCCCGGUUGCGUUCCGGCGCCAUGAGUCACGCUACAUCGACAAGGGCGCUGACUGCCUGACCAUACACUGCACGGUCGACGUCCUCGUCCAGCAGCAGGAGAGCUCAGCCGCCGCCGGAUCAGUUGACACCAGGAACUGCUUCGUGUCCGUGCCGCCACCGCCCAGCAUCUCCCGGGACUUGCACAGGCUUCUCAGGGAGAGGCAGUCGCCUGAGCCGGACGUGACGUUCGUCCUCGACGAUGGUACCGAGAUCCAGGCGCACAAGCUGGUAAUGGCCAUGAGGUCACCAGUAUUCCGUGCCGAGUUCUUAUGCGGGGACAUGAAGGAGCGGAGCACAAGGCACCUCACGAUGGACGACAUGAGCGCCUCCACCUUGAGGGCCAUGCUCUACUUCAUCUACACGGACGAGCAGCCUACACCCAGGAAAGGAAGAUGCCAGGUGGCCAUGGCGCAAGACCUACUCGUGGCCGCGGAUCUCUACGACUUGGAGAGGCUGAGGCUUAUGUGUGAGAAGAUACUCUCCGGGAGCUUGGACGUUGGCAAUGUCAUGGCAACCUUGAUGCACGCGCAUGGCCGCCAUAGUUGCCAACAGCUUGAGGCAUUGUGUAUCGACUUCAUGGCAUCCGACCCCGACGUGUACAAUGCCGUGGAGGCCACCGAGGAGUACAAAGAACUCGAAAAGACAUACCCUUCUUUCAUACAUGAGAUCACGAAGAAAGUAGCCAAGAGCACAAUGGCCCGCAUUAGAUCUCCAACUAAUACUUCUUCCAUGGGCACUAGUGGUGGCAGCAGCAGUAGAGAGGCGGCCAAGAGCAUGUCGAGGUAUACCCCACCGGCGGUGAUGAUCGGCACACAUGAGUUCACAAUCCAAAGCUUGAGCUGGGUGAGGGAGACGCACAGUGUCGGUCAGUACAUCCGAUCUGGCAGUUUCAAGGUGGCCGGUUAUGAGUGGACCAUAGAUGUGUACCCGUCGGGAGGGACAGAGGACACGUCGGACCACAUUGACGUAUUUAUUCGACCCACCAUUAAUGAUGGUGAUAUCAAGGUGAAAGCUUCGGUGGCUAUGAAGCCCGUCCACCCCACGGACAAGUCGCCGCCGUUUCCUCCCCAUAAUCUUACACACACAUUUGGCGGCAAGGCAUGCAGGGGCCUUGGGUGGCCAAAAUUCAUCACAUUCGCAUCUGCCAACUCACACUAUGUGGGACACGAUGGCUCUUUCACUAUACAAUGCCAAGUCACGGUAGCCACGGAGUCCUCGACUAGCAGCACAAUUGGCACCUUCAUCCCUGGACCCGUGCUCGUGCCACCGUCCAACCUGGUAUGGCAUCUUGAGCGGCUGCUGGCGAGCGACGAGGGCUGGGAUGUUAAGUUCCUGGUUGAGGAGAGCGAGAUACACGCCCAUGGGCUCGUUGUUGCUGCACGGUCGCCGGCACUGCACGAGGCGGUGCAAGAGUCGGCAACCAACCAUGUAAAAAUUGAUGGCAUUAGAGCCGUGGUUUUCAAGGCCAUGCUCCACUUCAUAUACACUGACAAGCUGCCUCGCGUCCAAGACCUAGUUGCUCCUGCCGUCGGGCAUUCCACGAUGGUCGUGGCUGGAGAGUUGCUGGCAGUGGCAUGUCGGUUCCGUUUGGACAGGAUGGCGCGGUUGUGCGAGAACCUACUCGCGGAGAAGAUCACGCCCGAGUAUGCGCUGGCCACACUGAGGCUGGCUGGGUGCCACGGUUGCACGGAGCUGGAAGCCUACUGCAUCGAGUACAUCUCACAGCCACACGUGGUCAAGGAUGUGAUGAAAACUCUCAAGUAUUUUAUAGAGUGA